AGGAUAAGGUUAACACGGAAGAAAGUGUAUGUCUAUACACAAACUGUGUAACUGUACUGAGAACAUACAAAAUAUUACCAAUCUACACUUCAUUUGGAACAAUUUCACUUCUUUUAUCUUCAGCAAGGUCACUGUAGCGGUCUUGGUUUAUCAGUUUACAGCGAGCAACUUUUCCUGCUUCCCAUUUACUCCUAGAAGUUUUCACAAACUGAACGUCAAAUUUAUCCUGCAACUAUGGGUUCCGGAGUCUCCACCAUGCCUACCGGAAACACUCACAACCAGCUGAAGAUGAAGUACUCGUCUGAAGCAGAGUAUCCCGACCUGACCAAGCACAACAACCACAUGGCCAAAGUGCUCACCCCUGAUUUAUACGAGCGCCUGCGCAGUAAACAGACACCGAGUGGCUUCACGCUGGAUGAUGUGAUUCAGACUGGAGUCGAUAACCCAGGCCACCCCUUCAUUAUGACUGUGGGCUGUGUGGCGGGAGAUGAGGAGACCUAUGAGGUGUUUAAGGAGCUGCUGGACCCUGUUAUCAAGGACAGACAUGGUGGAUACAAACCCACUGAUAAACACAAAACCGACCUGAACCCAGCCAACCUCAAGGGUGGGGAUGAUCUGGAUCCCAACUACGUGCUGAGUUCUCGUGUGCGAACAGGCCGGAGCAUUCGUGGAUUUUGCCUGCCACCACACUGCAGUCGCGGCGAGAGGAGAGCUGUUGAAAAACUCUCUGUGGAAGCUUUAGGUGCCCUGAGUGGAGAUCUGAAAGGGAAAUACUAUGCUCUGAAAAAUAUGUCAGAAGCAGAACAGCAGCAGCUGAUUGAUGACCACUUCCUCUUUGACAAGCCUGUGUCUCCCCUGCUGUUGGCCUCUGGAAUGGCCCGUGAUUGGCCUGAUGCCAGGGGAAUAUGGCACAAUGACAACAAAACAUUCCUCGUGUGGGUGAAUGAGGAGGAUCACUUGCGUGUCAUCUCCAUGCAGAAAGGUGGCAACAUGAAAGAAGUGUUUACUCGUUUCUGCACAGGCCUCACCAAGAUUGAGGAGCUGUUCAAGAGUAAGGGACAUGAGUUCAUGUGGAACGAGCACCUGGGCUAUGUCCUCACCUGCCCGUCUAACCUGGGUACAGGGCUGCGUGGAGGUGUGCAUGUCAAACUCCCGAAUGUGAGCAAGCACAAAAAGUUUAAGGAGGUGCUCAAGAGAUUACGUCUGCAGAAGCGUGGAACAGGUGGCGUGGACACUGCUGCAGUGGACGGUGUGUUUGAUAUCUCUAAUGCUGACCGGCUGGGCUUCUCUGAGGUGGAGCUCGUUCAGAUGGUGGUAGAUGGAGUCAAGCUGCUGGUGGAGAUGGAGAAGCGAUUGGAGAAAGGCCAGGCCAUUGAUGACCUCAUACCUGAUCAAAAGUAACUCCAGCAACUAUCCUUCUACCUCACUCAUCCAAAAUUCCCCUCUUCAUUCCCCCCCACCACAUCCCACUCCUAUGAGAUUAAAUAAAAGGAUGUAUAUUAUAUUUAAGACGCCCUUAAUAUGGUGACAAAUGAAUUAAAUGCUCUGCCAGUUUA
Messenger RNA from Ictalurus punctatus (channel catfish), 1556 nucleotides. Its product is annotated as creatine kinase B-type-like. The transcript has 8 exons. Gene Ontology annotation, biological process: phosphocreatine biosynthetic process. NCBI's taxonomy places the organism in Eukaryota, Metazoa, Chordata, Actinopteri, Siluriformes, Ictaluridae. The record is from RefSeq and is a predicted model, not a curated record. Bases 235 to 1401 code for a protein of 388 amino acids. Gene Ontology annotation, molecular function: creatine kinase activity.